Emys orbicularis (European pond turtle) is the source of this 4154-nucleotide messenger RNA. RefSeq names its product WAPL cohesin release factor (gene WAPL). The record is from RefSeq and is a predicted model, not a curated record. The transcript is spliced from 19 exons. The coding region runs from base 177 to 3755 and encodes 1192 amino acids. NCBI's taxonomy places the organism in Eukaryota, Metazoa, Chordata, Testudines, Emydidae.
GGACGCGGAGGAGUCGCGUUGGGGAGCGUGUCCGCGGGCGGAGACUCGGGGCCGAGGAAGCCCAGGUAGCCGCGUUCUCGGGGGCGAGUUCGGAAAGUGCCGAGAGCAGGAGAGGGGUCCCCCGCCGCCUCCUUCCUCCCUGGGUGAGACUGAGAGAAUAUGAAACAGCUGUCAAAAUGACAUCCAGAUUUGGAAAGACAUACAGCAGGAAAGGGGGAAAUGGCAACUCAAAGUUUGAUGAAGUCUUUUCUAACAAACGGACCACCCUUAGCACAAAAUGGGGAGAAACAACAUUUAUGGCCAAAUUAGGACAGAAGAGGCCCAACGUCAAACCAGAUAUUUCAGAAAUUCCUAAAAAACCCAAAGUUGAAGAGGAGGUAACAGAAGAUCCAUUUGGAUUUGAUAGUGAUGAAGAAUCUCUGCCAGUGUCUUCAAAGAAUGUGUCGCAGGCUAAAAGCUGCUCUCAGCUGGAACCCAUUGAAGCUGCUCAGUCUGAGGACUUCAUUUCUCUACUUGAAGCUAAUAGCAGAAUUAAUCAGCCAAUCAGCGGAGACAACAUUGUGUCCAGCAAGAGCAUAUCUUUUGACAAUAUUGUUCAUGGUUUAAAAGAAGAGAGCACAAACAGAAACAUAGAGGAUGGGGACAGCAAGAGCAGCAGAGCUAAACUCAUAACAGAUAAAAUACAGAAUUUUAGUGAAGAUAAUAAGAACAGUCACUUCAUCUACAAGAAUGCCGAAGACAGUAAUGAAACCAAUGCUGAAACCACAGACGUUUCUGGGUACAACAUAGAAACCAAGGACUUACUUGACUCUUGGGACUCCCGUAUUGGGAAAAGCUCAGACUCUCUAUCAGAUAUAUCUCAGACUAAGGGGCCAUUAAGAACUCAUUUGUAUGAAUGGGAGGAUGAAGUUGAAGACUCCACAACUGGAGAGUAUAUGUUAGAUUUUGAUAGUGAACAUUUCUCAGAUAUUAAGAACAAGGAUGAAGAGUUUGAUAAAGAAGAUAUGGAAAAUCCAAAGGAAGCCAUUAGUGAAGAACUUGUGCAAACUGUUCUUAGGCCAAGCAACUGUAGGACAUAUUGUAGAUCCAACAAAACAAAACAGGGGGCAACAAAUUUUGAUAAGCUAAUGGAUGGCAGUAGUCAAUCUUUAUCCAAAGCAAAUAAUGAAUCAAAUAAUGAUGGUCUGAACCCAGCAAGAAAAGCUGUUUUGAGUAGUGGGACCAGUUUUAGAGGGACAGUUGGGCGUACUAGAGACUACACUGUUCUCCAUCCAUCUUGCUUGUCAGUUUGUAAUGUUACCAUACAGGAUACAAUGGAACGUAUUGAUGAAUUCACUACAGCAGCUCCUACUGACUUGGGAGAGGCUGGACGUCUAAGAAAGAAAGCAGACAUUGCUACUACCAAGACUACAACCAGGUUUCGACCUAGCAAUACAAAAUCCAAAAAGGACGUUAAACUGGAGUUUUUUGGGUUUGAAGACCAUGAUGAGGGUGGGGGAGAUGAAGGAGGCUCUGGAAGCUCCAAUUAUAAAAUUAAAUACUUUGGGUUUGAUGACUUGAGUGAAAGUGAUGAUGAUGAAGAUGACUGGCAGUUAGCAGAAAGGAAACCUAACAAAAAACGAAAUAGAACAGCACCAUCUUCCUCAUUUCAGUCUAGUUCUGAUGGCAAUGAGAAUUUUUCCCAGGACACCCAAUUGAGCACUAAUGCAGAUCUACUGGAUUUUUCAGAGGAUUCAUCUGGUGUGCCUGAAAGCAAUAAGAAGUCCACAAAUAAACAAGGCGAUAAAUCUAAGGAAAAUACCAGGAAGAUUUUUAGUGGGCCAAAGAGGUCUCCAACAAAAGCUGUGUAUAAUGCUAGGCACUGGAACCAGCCAGAGUCAGAGGCUCUACCGGCACAACCAGGAUUGAAAACUCCAACCAUCCCAGUAAGGCUAUCUUCAAAGGAGGCAGUUCAUAAAGAUGAUGGAGUUUUUAAGGCUCCUGCACCACCUCCCAAAGUGAUAAAAACUGUGACAAUACCUACUCAGCCCUAUCAAGAGAUAGUAACUGCAUUGAAAUGUAGGAAAGAAGACAAAGAAUUAUACACUGUCGUUCAGCAUGUAAAGCACUUCAAUGAUGUAGUGGAAUUUGGUGAAAAUCAAGAGUUCACAGAUGAUAUUGAGUACUUGCUAAGCGGACUGAAGAGCAAUCAGCCUCUAAACACACGUUGCCUUAGUGUUAUUAGCUUGGCGACAAAGUGCGCCAUGCCCAGUUUCCGAAUGCACCUGAGAGCACAUGGAAUGGUAGCCAUGGUCUUCAAAACACUGGAUGACUCCCAACACCACCAGAAUCUGUCACUUUGUACAGCAGCUCUUAUGUACAUCCUGAGUAGAGAUCGUUUGAACAUGGAUCUAGACAGAGCUAGUCUAGAUCUGAUGAUUCGGCUUUUGGAGCUAGAGCAAGACGCUUCUUCUGCCAAGCUGCUAAAUGAAAAAGACAUGAACAAAAUUAAGGAAAAAAUACGGAGGCUCUGUGAAACUGUCCACAACAAACAUCUUGAUCUUGAAAACAUCACGACUGGGCAUUUGGCAAUGGAGACACUACUGUCUCUCACCUCAAAACGAGCAGGGGACUGGUUUAAAGAAGAGCUGCGACUUCUAGGUGGUCUUGAUCAUAUUGUAGAUAAAGUCAAAGAAUGUGUGGAUCACCUAAGCAGUGACGAAAAUGAAGAGAAAUUGGUUGCUUCGUUAUGGGGAGCAGAAAGAUGUUUACGGGUCUUAGAAAGUGUAACCGUGCAUAACCCAGAGAAUCAAAGCUACUUGAUAGCAUAUAAAGACUCUCAGCUCAUAGUCUCAUCAGCUAAAGCAUUGCAGCAUUGUGAGGAAUUGAUUCAGCGAUAUAACCGUGCUGAAGACAGCAUCUGUUUACCAUACAGCAAGCCUUUGCCUCACCAGAAUGUAACUAACCAUGUGGGUAAAGCAGUGGAAGAUUGCAUGAGGGCCAUCAUUGGUGUCUUGCUUAACUUAACAAAUGAUAAUGAGUGGGGCAGCACAAAAACGGGUGAACAAGAUGGUCUGAUAGGCACAGCUAUGAAUUGUGUGCUUCAGGUUCCAAAGUUCCUACCUCAAGAACAGAGAUUUGAUAUUCGGGUGUUGGGCUUGGGUCUGCUGAUCAAUCUGGUAGAGUAUAGUGCUCGGAAUAGACACUGUCUUGUCAAUAUGGAAACAUCAUGUUCUUUUGAUUCAUUCUGUUCAGGAGAAGGGGAUGAUAGCAUAAAGAUAACUGGUCAGAUUGAUGCUGUUCAUGCUUUAGUACAGCUAUUCCUUGAGCGUGAACGAGCAGCACAGCUGGCAGAGAGCCAGACAGAUGAGUUGAUCAAAGAAGCUCCUACUGCACAGCAUGAUAAGAGUGGAGAAUGGCAAGAGACGAGUGGAGAGAUUCAGUGGGUCUCCACAGAAAAGGCAGAUAAUACUGAAGAGAAAGAUAAGAAGGAAGAGGAUGAUGAAGAACUUGACCUUAAUAAAGCCCUUCAACAUGCUGGGAAGCACAUGGAAGACUGCAUCGUGGCCUCGUACACAGCACUGCUUCUGGGCUGUCUCUGCCAGGAGAGUCCAAUCAAUGUGACAACUGUGAGGGAAUACUUACCUGAAGGGGAUUUCUCAAUAAUGACUGAAAUGCUCAAAAAAUUUCUCAGUUUCAUGAAUCUUACUUGUGCUGUUGGAACAACAGGCCAGAAAUCUAUCUCUAGGGUGAUUGAAUACUUGGAACACUGCUAGAUACUUAACUUCCGCUGCAGGCACUCUAAUUUUUGGAGCUACCCUUAGACAAAGGAAGGAAUCAUGAAAGAAGUCCUUGAAGAUACACCAAGACCAUUCAUCUGUGUCAUUCGUGUUCAGAUUUUUAAGGCUACCUGGUCUCUUAACCAUGCAUUCAGCAUUUUCUAAAAGACAGUUACUACAUCAAUCUGCAACUAUCAAAAAUGAGGGGAAAAGGUUCUGAAGAAAAUAAAUAUAGAAUCGAUGCAGUGCAGUAUUUAAAUAUUUUUGGCAGGGUUUACCCUCCCCCCCUUUUUUUUUUCCUGCUUCGUUCAUGACAAGUUUAAAGGGGAAAAACUUGCUGCUGAUAGUGCAACUGCUGUUUACUGUUGAGCCACUGUUUCAUGCCAGCCAGGUGCA